UCUUUGUAUUUAAACAUCCGGGUUUUCCUACUGGCUGUGCUAACUCUCCUCUCAGAAGCCAUUUUGGACUCAGUUCAGUUUCUUGUAUGUCAAAAUCCGACCCUGUCCCUAGCCAUUCUCGGUUUCAGAGAGGAAAAGGUGAACGCGCACAGCGAAGAACGACUAACCGAUACAUGUUUUAGUAGAAUUUGUUUGUUUUUAUUUUGUUCGUCGUAGAUGGAACAGAUCGAUCGUUUCCAGAUGGAUUUGUGUACGUUCUAAAGUUGUUAUAGCCCGUGCAAUUUUGUUGCAUUGGGGGCUGUACGCACAAAAGCAAGGCAAACUCUCGGUGCGGUGGACAUCGAAGGCCGUGGGUCAUUUGGCUCGUAGUGUUGAACCGAUCAUCUUUUUUAAAUGUUCGCGAAGGAAACGAGAUUACAAAGUGGAAAAUCCGGCGCCACUCUUUUUCAUUAAAGGAAUAUGUUUGCCUCCUGGGUGACUUUUGCACUUCUUCUGGGAACUUUUUGUGCAGGGCCCAGCCAUGGAGAGGUGGACACCCACAUGUGCUUGUACUACAACAUCAACUGGGAGAUGGAGAAGACCAACCAGAGCGGUGUGGAGCACUGUGAGGGGGAGAAGGACAAGCGCUCGCACUGCUACGCCUCGUGGAGGAACAACUCGGGCACCAUCGAGUUGGUGAAGAAAGGCUGCUGGUUGGAUGACUUCAACUGCUACAACAAGCAGGAGUGCGUGGCCACCGAGGAGAAUCCCCAGGUGUUCUUCUGCUGCUGUGAGGGCAACUCCUGCAACGAGCGCUUCACCCAUCUGCCCGAAGUCGGCCAAGGACCAGAUAUCAAGCCCUCCACGCCCUCCCUGCUCAACGUGCUGGUCUAUUCCCUGCUCCCGGUCACCAUGCUGUCCAUGGCGCUGCUGCUGGCCUUCUGGAUGUACCGCCACCGCAAGCCCCCCUAUGGCCACGUGGACAUCAACGAGGAUCCUGGCCUACCUCCACCCUCUCCACUGGUUGGACUCAAACCCCUGCAGCUGCUGGAGAUCAAAGCCAGGGGUCGCUUUGGGUGUGUGUGGAAGGCUCAGAUGAUGAAUGACUAUGUAGCUGUGAAGGUCUUCCCUAUUCAGGAUAAGUUGUCGUGGCAGAACGAGCGGGACAUCUUCAUUAUGCCAGGGAUGAAGCACGAGAACCUCCUGCGUUACAUCGCUGCAGAGAAGCGUGGGUCCAACCUGGAGACAGAGUUCUGGCUCAUCACGGAGUUUCAUGAAAGGGGAUCCCUGACGGAUUACCUGAAAGGGAACGCGGUGAGCUGGAAUGACAUGUGUCACAUUGCGGAGACUAUGGCCUGUGGCCUGGCCUACCUGCAUGAGGACGUGCCACGUUAUAAAGGAGAGGGGCCCAAGCCAGCCAUCGCUCACAGGGACUUCAAGAGUAAAAAUGUCAUGCUGAAAAAUGACCUCACCGCGGUCAUUGGCGACUUUGGUCUGGCCGUGCGGUUUGAGCCAGGGAAGCCACCCGGAGACACCCACGGCCAGGUGGGAACCAGAAGGUAUAUGGCACCUGAGGUGCUGGAAGGAGCCAUUAACUUCCAGAGGGAUGCCUUCUUGAGGAUAGACAUGUACGCCAUGGGCCUGGUGCUCUGGGAGCUGGUGUCACGCUGUAAAGCAGCCGAUGGCCCUGUAGAUGAGUACAUGUUGCCCUUCGAGGAGGAGAUCGGGCAGCACCCGUCCCUGGAGGACCUUCAGGAGGUUGUGGUUCACAAAAAAAUGCGGCCAGUAUUCAAGGACUGCUGGCUUAAACACGCUCAGGGCCUGGAGGCGUUGUGUGAGACGAUAGAGGAGUGCUGGGACCACGACGCCGAGGCCCGACUCUCAGCCGGCUGUGUGGAAGAGCGGAUCUCCCAGAUCCGCCGGCUCAAUAGUGCCACUACCUCGGACUGCCUGGUUUCUAUGGUGACUUCGGUCACCAACGUGGACUUGCCACCCAAAGAGUCCAGUAUCUGAGUCCUACCCUCCUUUCAUUUUUCCUCUAUGGUACAGAAAUCAAAACAACAUCAACAAAUGGAAAAAGACAUACCAUGAAACAUUGUGAAACAAGCAAGCAAAAUGAAACAACCUUCAUCUUUCCAGACUCAGCGGAUCUCAGACAACAACAUGAAUGCAGCUGCUAUUUUAUUCAACAUUUUUUAAUUAUUAUUUUUAUUUUUUUCUGAUCGGAUCAAUAUUACCAGCACACGUCUCUACUGUAUUUUUAUGAAGAGAGGAGAAAAAAAGAAUAAAGAAAAAAAAAAACAGCAAAUGGACAUCUCAAAGCGCAUUCAGGUGCCGACUUAUGAAUGCUGACAAGGUGCAGGUACCUCAACCUCUUCAUUUCAGUUCAUUUUUCUCUUUUUUAGGUUUUAUCUAUUCCUAUUUUUCUGUCUUCUGGACAAGAUUGCCUGUGACAACCAACAAACCAAGCAACCAUCUACCAUGUUGGACAAUACAAUAAUGCUGCAAACCUUGGAGGAACAUUUAAGACUGUUACACACAACUUUCCUCAAGGGAUUUUUUGUUUGUUUCUGAACAGUUUUUUUUUUUUUCUGACAGCAUGUGCUAUACAAAACUACGGUAAACGUGUCUUUUUACGGAACUAACGGGUGUCUCUAGAACACAGAAAAAGUUGGAAGACAAACUAAUUUCUUUUUUUUUUUUAUCGUUUUGGUUUUGUGGUGUGAAGACUGGGGUGGGAUUAGCGAGGGAUUGGAUGAACAACAUUUCUUUUUCAUGACCAGGUGUAAAAGAAAAGUUUUUUUUUUUUUUUUUUUAAAUGGAGAUGGCUUGCAUCUAUAGUUUGGUUAGUGCAUUGUCAGUGACGGUGCAUCUCAUUUGGUACGGAACUACUUCUCAGGUAACCAGUCUCAAGGGGGUGGGGGGGUUACGUCUUUUACGUCUUUCCGUGUAGCGAAAAAAAAGGCAGACCCAUCAGGAAUGAGUUGGGCAAGAAGGGGUCUACCUGACCACUUCCGCGUGGCUCAGUUCGCCCCGUGGGUUGAUGAGUCAGACUGGAAGUUGAAGGUAACCAGUAAAUUAAAACACUAAAAAACUAAAACAAUAUGUGCAAGACCAUGGUGAAGAUGUAUGGCUGUGAGUGGGUGAGUGAGAGAAUGAAUGAAUGAGUGAGUGAAUUCAUGAAUGAAUGUACGGUAUGUGCAAAAGAGUCUGAACAAGGAAGUGGGAAGUCGACCACAAAACAAGUGUUGGCCUAGAUGGCCGUCAGUAGAUAAAUGUGUUAUGUUGGCUUUUAUUUAGUUUUGUUUUUUCUUUGUUUUAUUGUUUGUUCGCAUUUUUUUUUUUCCCCCUUUGUCUUUAAUCCAGAAUACAUUUUGGAUGUCGGGAGUUAAGGACCUAGAUUCUAACAACAGAGGCCAGCCUCAUUCUCAUAAAAGCCUGUAUCUUCAACUAGUGUUGGACAUGAAGAUGGAUUCCAGUACAUGCAUCUUGGCCGGGUCCCUUCGUAUUUUACCUCUUUCUCACAGGGACCAAAAUUUGAGUUAUGACCUCAGCGGUCCUGAAUUGUAGAGACAUUUCCACAGGGCAAUGGACAAGACAGAAAAAAAAGAGUUCAAACUUCACUUCAUGACUGAACGGCCACAUUCUAUUUGAAUAGAGGGGAGAAAAAAGAAAAGAGAAAAAAAGGAUCAUUAUUGUUCUUUGUCUUAAACGUGGCACGUGAGAAACCUUAUUUCUGUAUGCCAUAAUGUAACAGUGAAUGUCCACAAUGCUGCUGUUUCAACUCAAAGAUGAAUAUAUUUCUAUAUAUAUUCCUUUUUUCUGUGCAUUACACAUACAACUCUCGGUACAAAACUGCAUACAAAUGCAUAUAUUCGUCAACAGAAUUGUCAAGGCUUCCGAGGUGAACCAGAAUAACAUAAAACAAUAAAGUCUAGAGCGAAAAUGCUAAAAAAACAGAUAAUUGUUCAUGAACCACAGACCACCUCAAACCAGAAAUACCUCAGAUUUUUCUAUGUGUAUGACUUCUGUUAUAUAUUUUGUUAGUUGUGUUGACUUGUAGUAAGUAUAUUUUAAUGUAAAUUGGCUUUUAUGAUUAGGGCGUUUUGGAAAAUUAAAAAAGUCCAAAAUCUUUUAAGAAGUGCUACAGAGUUAUGUUGCAUAAUGUGAGAGAAAUCAUGUAAAUAGCUGUAUACAACUGUAGAAUUCUGCCUAUUCAUGACACCUGGGCAUUAUUCAUUAUUUGUGCUGGCUGUUUCCUCUAGUGUUCUUUUCCUGUCUGUUACUACAAGGGACAUUGAACCUUUAUCUAUUUGGCUUAAAUCCACUAUAACAAAAAAAAGAAAAAAUCUUCAGAUUCGCCUACCCCUUUCUCUUGACUGUAUUAUACUAUAUUUUAUUUGCACAUCCCCAAAAUGCUAUUUCUUAUUAUUGCCAUUUGUUUACUAUGAUAACCUUCUUUAAAAGCAUUAUGAAUUAGCAUGGAGGUAGACAGGCGAUGCAGAUUGACCCUCUUCCAUUUUUUGUAACUCACACAAAGUGACCUCACCAAAUUUAUCAUUGUAAAUUUGUUUGUGAAAUCCCAGCUCUUUAAAACGGAUGUAUUUUUACACAGGGAAAAAAAACGACUGAUCAGUGAUUUCUUUGACCGAGCUGGUGGUUCCAAAAGGGAGGGGAGUGAAAGGUUUGGUGUCCCACCCCUGCUGUGUCCUUGGCGCAUAUAGGCUUCACGAGGCUCUGCAGUGGCUGCUUUAGACCCCCAUGAAUACACGUCACCCCCCAAACGAAGAGCUUUAAUUUAUUUCUCAUGGUGCCAUAUGUCAGCUCUGGGUUUUCUACUUCCACUUCUCACACAUGGACCACUCAAAGAUUUGAGAGCAUAUGCUCUGUGACCGUGACAGAAUAGAUUGAUAAAGUCAGAACCCCCUUGGACCCAUCUUGGUCAUCAUGGACUCUGUUUUGGUUACUUACUUCCAGAUGGAUGUGGUUCAUUAGCAUGGAUGCUAAUAGCCGUGCUGGCUUAAUUUGCUGCGAGUAUGCUUUAGCAGGUCUUCAUUUCAACUCAGAAAAGAUAGUGAAUGAAGCCUUUCCCCAAUGAAGCUUAUUGCCAAUAGUAAAAGAAAAGGAUUUGCCCCACUACCAAAGUAGUUUUUUCUCUUUUUUUUGUUGCUUUUCAAUUCAUUAUAAUACAGUGUAGGAUACAGUUAAUUGUACGAGUUUCAGACAUCAUCAAACCCAUUUGUUUUGGUCAUUGGCAUCAUUUGCUCUGCCAGUGCCCUCAGAUUUGUAAGAUAAGAGUGCAUCAGCUCUUGGCCCGUUUUCUGCUGACUGGUGCUUUGAAUAGUUGCCAACUGGGACAGACUACAUAGCAAGCAAUAUCUUCUGCAAUAGAUUUCUGUUGUUUCUAAACUGAGCGUAGGCCUACUCAGGGACUGUAAGAUCCUUGAGCAAUCAACCAAAUCCACCAUACUUUAGGUGCUGUGUUUUGAUUACGUCCGGAUUAUUCUGAUGUUCGUCGAUCCUUGUCAAUGCUUUGGUAUUUGUUGAUGGUUUGUUUCCAUUUAAUGAAUUACUGACCUCCUUUUGUACAUUUGAGAUGUAGCCAAAUUCCUUGCAUUUUGAAGUCUGCAAGAGGAUAACCAAAGUCUGUCUGUCUUCACUUCUAUAUGGGGCUGAUCUCUGGGCCCUGUCUUUGAAGUUCUUCAUGAAUUUGCAACAUGAUUCAAUUAGCAUCAAAGCAUUCAUGAAAGUCACGUGAAAUCUCUUUCAAUAUGAAGCCUGUAAGAUUGUAAGAUGAUGAUCAGCUAGUCAGUAUUCAAAUCCCCAUGUGUGAUAAUUUAGGUAACUCCGUUGGUUGCUUGGAAGCACUUUGUUUUAAAUGUUUAUAUUAAGAAAGUUUAAAAAGCUCAGACAUGAUUGGCUGUAUAAACAAUUGUUUUAAGUUAUCCACAUUACUACUGCUACAUAUGGUCAGAAAACAUCUGAAUGAUCUUAUGUAUUAGCAACAGUCUUGGAGGUUUUAUGGUUUUAUGAGGCAAUGGAAGAGACUAGUAUUUCUCUGGUGUUUCAUCAUAUUUCAGUUUCCCCCGUUAUGCCAAAAGGAAGAGUCCUCUAUGUGAAUUGAAAUAUGCUGAGGUUAGGGAUUUGGGAUAAUGUAUUUUUUUUUCAACAUGCCACUUGUUUCCAAAAAUAAUUUUAGCUUAAGUGCUGCAAAUGUAGAUGUGCACAUAUAGAACAGGCACCCCGUGCGUCAGGGUCCAUGUUGACUAAGAUGGCCUCUCCGGAAGAUUAAAUGCAUGAAAUAUCAGCAACGGUCCAAACCUCUAGCUGGAGGUGUUCUGAUGUUGUGCUUUUGUUUUCCACAUCACAUUACCCAAGCAGCCUCUGCAAAAGCCUCUCCCUUGUUUUUUGCUUCCUCUCUUGUUGUUUCUGUCAUAGUACCACAAAAAGUAAAAAAGACAAAAAAAAGCACCAUAUAUAAUAUAAAUCUCUAAAAAGUGACCAGCUGUAAUUCUGGAUGCAGUCUUAGAUCCAGGUUUUCAGGAACCAAUUACCUCAGACCUCAUGUGAAAACAGUGUUGCUAGCUGGAUAGUCGUAGAUACUAUGAUUAAGUGAUGUACACUUUCGUCUUACGAACAGGAAAACCUCUUUUGUACUGGUGUAACAUAUGAUCAUAUGACCAUGCACCCCUUGACAAUGUGAAAACCUCUUCCUUGCUGAGCUUCUGACUUCUGUUUGAGAUGAAAGAAAUGGUACUGUAUGGGAAGCCUCUAUGGAUCUCCUGUGAGUCUGUUUCACCAUAGAAGUGAAUGCAGACAGAGGGAGGCCUAGAGGCAAAUGCAACAUGCACAGGCUCUCAGAGAUUAUCAGUUGGCACAACAACAACAACAACAACAACAACAACAACAACAACUACAACAACAAAAUGACAUGCAAACAAACAACCUUAUUGGAAUUUGUAUCUGGUAAUUGAACAGGUCAAAAAAUAAUCUACUGCUAAAAAACAUUCUUGCAUGUUAACUUUGGCAACAAGCUUCUCUUUAAUUUUGUAUAUUUGUUGGUCUCAUUUGUGCCAUUUACACCAAUGUAUCCUUAUCAAAGUAUUUUCCGAUGUAAGCUAUUGUUUUGUAUGACUGCACUAUAGAAAGCUGAAGCAAACAUACAUGGAUAAGUGGAUGAUUUAAUACAUUACCUCAGUUGAAUCAAAAUUCAGGUCAAGUAUCAAAAACUGUUCUUAUCUUAGCAGUUGCUAUACAGUACUACUUCCAUGGCCUCAUACGACUUCUGCAAUGUCUGGAGUGAUACCUGGAAUUAUAUUUUCUUUUUUUUUCCCUUUUUUUUUGCCAAUGUCCCCAUCAGUACCAUGUUUUUGUCCAAACGGGUCAAGGUCACCAUAGAAGGAUACUGGAAGAAAUCAGUGGCUUCCUUGAAUGAUACCAGUGACAUUGCAGCCACUCUGAGUACAACAUGCUGUAUUCCUCUAUUUCACUGAUACACAGUCUUUGUUUUUCUAUUAGUCUUCAGGUCUCAUGUCACCACAGUCCAUGUGAUUUGGCCAAGGCGGUUCCAAAGGAGGUUUUCUUUCUUGUCUUGUCAAGGGGUCAUAUUUAAAGUGCUGUUUCUAUACCAGGAUAUGUGAAAUGUAAAUGUUGUAGGUUAUGUUUCACUAUUGUAGCUAAAUUGUAGAACAGAGAUGGCUUGUACUACUGAUUUUAACAUAAAUAUACUAAAAAAUCUGUAUGAGACAGAAGUGUAUACAGAGUUGAGCUUGUUGCUGUAACCCCUCUUUCAAUUGAAGAGUAUGUUAAAAGAAAAAAGGUUUUAUAUAUAUGAAAUGCCCAGGAAAAAUCCAACAUCCAUUGUAUUGCCGUAAUGAACAGAGGACUUUUUGAACGAUCAUUGUAACAUAGUUCUUUAAUUUGCAGUGGAUCAUUGUUCCUUUUUACUGUGGUAAUUUUAGAGCUCAGUAUCCAGAGUUUGAGAUAGAUUUGCCUAGAUUUCGGGAUGUGGUUGUUUCAGCUCUGCAUUGGUGCCAGAAUAAACCAGUAUGAAUGUAGUAUUUGCCCAGUGUGAAACAACUACAACCUGACUGUUAGAGAAAAAAUACUAGAAAGGAUUAUUUCAAUUUUAUCUUUUUGUAUAUGAAAGUAAACAAUAAAAUACUGAUAAAGCA
Messenger RNA from Sardina pilchardus (European sardine), 8153 nucleotides. Its product is annotated as activin receptor type-2B-like. Gene Ontology annotation, molecular function: ATP binding; activin binding; activin receptor activity. The transcript has 11 exons. The record is from RefSeq and is a predicted model, not a curated record. Gene Ontology annotation, cellular component: plasma membrane; activin receptor complex. NCBI's taxonomy places the organism in Eukaryota, Metazoa, Chordata, Actinopteri, Clupeiformes, Clupeidae. The coding region runs from base 460 to 1992 and encodes 510 amino acids. Gene Ontology annotation, biological process: activin receptor signaling pathway; protein phosphorylation; cellular response to growth factor stimulus.